GUGCGGGAAAGGACGGUUUUAGUGCGCGCGCCCUGUCCACGAACCGACGUGUGUGCGCUAGAGUUACGUGCAACGUAGCGGCACCCCUGUGCAGCUGCUCAACAGACGAAGAAGAAGAAGUAAAAGAAACCGGUCACACCCUCAGGCCUUUGGACAGCACCCCCCAGCCAAAUUCGAGUGGUGCGUUCUGCUCUACCCGCGUUCCGCGUGUGCCCGGUGUGUUUGCAAACCCCGUGGCGGCCCAAAACCAGUGUGUUAAAAUGGCCAAAGUGAUCAAACUGUUCGGUUUGCUGUGUUUAGUGGUGACGAUCGCGGCCGAAGUUCGCGUCAAGCGUCAGGAUGAGGACCUCGAUCCGGACUCGAUCAACGUGGAGGAGCUGUGCAAGGACCGGCCUGGCGAUGAGUACUUCCGCCUGAGCACGGACGGUGACUGCCGGGAGGUGGUGAGGUGCGACGAUGCGGGUGAAAACGGCAUCACGCGGCUCGCCAAAGUGCGCUGCCCGACCGGGCUGUACUUUGACGUGCUGCGCCAAACGUGCGAUUGGAAGACGAACGUGAAAUCGUGCGACCUGCUAGGAAAGCCACGCAAGGUUCUGCCGAUCCUGAAGACGGACGAGCCGAUCUGCCCGGAGGGCAAGCUGUCCUGCGGCAACGGCGAGUGCAUCGACAAGGAGCUGUUCUGUAACGGCAAACCCGACUGCAAGGACGAGUCGGACGAGAAUGCGUGUACCGUUGAACUGGACCCGAACCGUGCGCCCGACUGUGACACGACGCAGUGCGUGCUGCCGGACUGUUUCUGCUCCGCCGACGGCACGCGCAUCCCCGGCAACAUCGAGCCGCAGCAGGUGCCGCAGAUGAUCACGAUCACCUUCAACGGGGCGGUCAACGUCGACAAUAUCGAUCUGUACGAGGACAUCUUCAACGGGCAGCGCCAGAACCCGAACGGUUGCCAGAUCCGGGGCACCUACUUCGUGUCGCACAAGUACACCAACUACUCGGCGGUGCAGGAUCUGCACCGCAAGGGCCACGAGAUCUCCGUGUUCUCGCUCACGCACAAGGACGAUCCGACCUACUGGACGCAGGGCACGUACGACGACUGGCUGGCGGAGAUGGCCGGCGCCCGGCUGAUCGUGGAGCGGUUCGCCAACAUUACCGACGGUUCGAUCAUCGGCGUGCGGGCGCCGUACCUGCGCGUCGGCGGCAACAAGCAGUUCGAGAUGAUGGCCGACCAGUUCUUCGUGUACGAUGCGUCCAUCACGGCGUCGCUCGGCCGCGUACCGAUCUGGCCGUACACGCUGUACUUCCGCAUGCCGCACAAGUGCAACGGCAACGCGCACAACUGCCCGUCCCGCUCGCACCCGGUCUGGGAGAUGGUGAUGAACGAGCUGGACCGGCGCGACGAUCCGACGUUCGACGAGUCGCUGCCCGGUUGCCACAUGGUCGACUCCUGCUCGAACAUCCAGUCCGGCGAGCAAUUCGGACGUCUGCUGCGCCACAACUUCAACCGCCACUACAACACGAACCGGGCGCCGCUCGGUCUGCACUUCCACGCCUCCUGGCUCAAGUCGAAGAAGGAGUACCGCGAGGAGCUGAUCAAGUUCAUCGAGGAGAUGCUCGGCCGCAACGAUGUGUUCUUCGUCACCAUGCUGCAGGUCAUCCAGUGGAUGCAGAACCCGACCGAGCUGAACGCGCUGCGCGACUUCCAGGAGUGGAAGGAGAAGUGCGACGUGAAGGGGCAGCCGUACUGCUCGCUCCCGAAUGCCUGCCCGCUCACCACCCGCGAGCUGCCGGGCGAGACGCUGCGUCUGUUCACCUGCAUGGAGUGCCCGAACAACUACCCGUGGAUCCUCGAUCCGACCGGUGACGGUUUCUCCAAGAAGUAGGCGGCCUUUUCCACUCCUGCAAAGAAGUGUGGCCGGUGUACUUUUUUCUCACCCUCCUCCACCCUCCGCAUUACGAGGGGGGGGGGACCUACUCUGUUGUAAAUAAUGAAUCGCGGUUUUCAACCAACACACGUUUCCCUUGCGCGGGUCGUUUCUCGGCGGUGUGACUUUUUCGACCACUGCUUUUGACUGCAACUGCUUUCUCGCACUUUCCACGGGCGAAACCUCCCCCGUGUCGUUCUGUUCACACCCCCUGUUUUUGUACGUUUUCUUCUAUCCAUCCUUGAAACACACAUCGUGAUAUUUUAGUUUGUUCUCGCCCUUCAUCGUCUGGCGUACCUGGAGAGAGUAGGGGAGACGAACGCCCACACACACACACACACAGGAUGGUGGCGGACGGGCGAUCGUGCUCGCAUCCCAUCGACCAUCUUCAUCCUUUCUUUCUUCCCUAAAACGGAGAGAAAGAACGGUUAAAAAAAACAUGUUGUAUUUGAGUGUGUGAGUGUGUGUGUGUGCUCCCUCGAAGGGCACAAACACACACACACAAAGCGCAGAAGAGAAAGAGUAAAAAGCGUAAUUUGUACGGUACUGUUUUAUAAUAAAAUAUUAAAACAACACAAAAAAGGCAAUUCUUUGCACGACCUGCGAGAGUGUGAGUUAACAGCGCGUUAAAGCUCUCCUAGUGUCGGAAAGGGAAUUAUAUAUUUAAAAAUGUUCGAAAAAAAAACAAUAAAAAAUGAUAUUAAAUACAAAAAAACCAUUGCGUGUACCUUCUUUCUUUUUUUUGUGCGGGGAGUUACUGAUACGCUUUUCGCUUUCUUUCCUCUCGGCUGUGAUGGAGAUUUGUAUGUAAAAGAAUUGUCUCUUUGUCGCUCUCACACUUCAGACACUGAAAACUAUCUGAAUGUAUUUAUUACAAAUUCCCAUUUCGCUCGCCUGCUUGCUUUUGUUCGUUUGUUGAAUAGCGAAUUCAUUAUCCUUCUUUUCGGGCGCUUUCAAACUGUUUGGAAGAUGGCUACAAUGGCUUUCCUCGGCUACUCGAACAUACACACAUGGCUCGGUUCUCUCGGGACAGUAUCGGGAAGCAAAAGUGCAGCAGUAAAACCCUUAACCUUGCAAUUCUCCUCCUCCUGUUGUGUUGCUGUUACAAGAAAAUGGACAAUAAUGGCAAUAAUCUUCCGAUCCGUUCUUCAAAUGCAAUUUCAAAAUGGAAGUAAAUUAAUUCGUUAUCUCCAGAGCUACUGCAGGGGGGACAGCUGUACUGUAACGUAAUCAGAUAUAUAAACAAUCGCCUGAUCCCUGCUGCCUUGAUUAGAUUGAUUAAAAACUGUAUCUCUUGUGGCAUUGUGUUAGAGUUCAAGCUAAAUGUGCACCUGACCCACACACAUCUCUGCUGAUUUAUGGCGAAACCAAACUGACGUCACGUACACACGAAAAAGGGAUUCUUUUAUCUUUCGCUGAAGUAAUGUUAAAGAAUUUUAGCGUACAAAUAAAAUAAAAAAAACAA
Anopheles gambiae (African malaria mosquito) is the source of this 3390-nucleotide messenger RNA. It is a transcript of the gene verm, whose product is annotated as chitin deacetylase 1. The coding region runs from base 261 to 1883 and encodes 540 amino acids. Gene Ontology annotation, biological process: carbohydrate metabolic process. Lineage: Eukaryota; Metazoa; Arthropoda; Insecta; Diptera; Culicidae. The transcript has 5 exons. Gene Ontology annotation, cellular component: extracellular region. Gene Ontology annotation, molecular function: protein binding; chitin binding. The record is from RefSeq and is a predicted model, not a curated record.